Molecule: messenger RNA, 1996 nt
Organism: Oryza sativa Japonica Group (Japanese rice)
Lineage: Eukaryota; Viridiplantae; Streptophyta; Magnoliopsida; Poales; Poaceae
Cellular component (GO): plasmodesma; plasma membrane
Source: RefSeq, a predicted model, not a curated record
CCAUAUCUAUGCACGCGACAACCAAAACAUUACAAUUCCACGAGUCCGCGACCUGUUCUACUCACGUCACCCCGCAUCCCUGAUCAAACAAAGCAUUUGCUCGGGAGCUUGAGCUCGAGCUCCGUAGGCCGGAGCAGCCAUGGUGUCGUCGUCGUCGUCGUCGCCUCGCCGGCGAGCUCUCCUCCUGCUGUUCGUCUUCGCGUCGUCGUUCUUUGCCAGCGCUGCAGCGGCGGUGUCGCGGACGAACUCGUCGUCGGCGUUCGUGCUGGCGGCGGCGCAGACGCGGCGGAAGGAUCCACUCCGCGGGCUGAGGUACUACACCGGCGGCUGGAACAUCAGCGACAAGCACUACCUCGCCUCGGUCGGGUUCAGCGCGGCGCCGGUGUUCGUUGUCGCGGCCGUCUGGUUCGCCUCCCUCGCGCUCGCCGCGUUCGUCGCCUGCUGCUGCCGCUGCUGCUGCUCUGGCGCCGGCGGCGGCAACGGCAACGGCGGUUACUCCUACUCCCGCGCCAUCUUCGCCGUCUCCCUCGCGCUCCUCCUCGUCUUCACCGCCGUCGCCAUAAUCGGGUGCAUCGUGCUGUACGACGGGCAGGGGAAGUUCCACGGGAGCACGACGGCGACGCUGCGGUUCGUCGUCAACCAGUCGGACGGCGCGGUGGCGAGCCUGCGCGGCUUCAGCGGUUUCAUCGAGGCGGCGAAGGCGGCCGCCGUGGAGAAGGCCACCCUCCCCGCCGACCUCCAGGGGAAGGUCGACGACGUCGUGCGCCGGGUGGACGCCUCCGCCGACGACCUCGCCGCGCGCACCACCACUAACUCCCGCAAGAUCCGCACCGCGCUGGAGACCAUAAGGACAAUCCUCAUCGUUGUUGCCGCCGUGAUGCUGGCCUUGGCGUUUCUUGGGCUUGUGUUCUCCCUGUGCGGGCUGAAAUCACUAGUAUACACCUUGGUGAUUUUUGGAUGGAUUCUAGUUACUGCAACAUUCAUACUGUCCGGCACUUUUCUUCUCUUGCACAACGCGGUGGGCGACACGUGCGUGGCCAUGGACGAGUGGGUGCUCCACCCGCAGGGCCACACGGCGCUCGACGACAUCCUCCCCUGCGUCGACGCCGCCGCGACGUCGGACGCGCUCCGCCGGAGCAAGGAGGUCAACUACCAGAUCGUCUCCGUGCUCAACAACCUCCUCGCCACCGUCGCCAACGCCAACGUCCCCGCGUCGUCGCCGCCGUCGCCGCCGGCCAGCUACCGCCAGUCCGGGACCCCCGUGCCGCUCCUCUGCAACCCCUACAACGGCGACCUCUCCGACCGCGCCUGCGCCGCCGGCGAGGUCGCCGCCGCCGACGCGCCGCGGGCGUGGCGGGGCUACGUGUGCCGCGCCACGGGGGCGGCGCCGUCGUCGGAGGUGUGCGCCACCACCGGCCGCCUCACGCCGACGAUGUACGACCAGAUGGUCGCCGCCGCCAACGCCAGCGCCGGGCUGACCCAGUACGGCCCCGUCCUCGCCGACCUCGCCGACUGCUCGUACGUGCGGCGCGCGUUCCAGGCGGUGACGGCGGCGCACUGCCCGGGGCUGCGGCGGCACAGCGGCAGGGUGUACCAGGCGCUGCUCGCCGUGUCCGUCGCCGUGGCGGCCGCCGUGGCCGCGUGGGUGGCGCACUCACAGGAGCGGCGGCGGCGGAGCGAGACGAGGCGGUUCCAGGUGUCGCCGUACAGGUUCCCCAUCGAGGAGAAGUCGCUGCUCAAGAGCCCCCGGCGGCCGUACCGGCGAGGCGACAGCGGCAGGAUGGCGAGGUAGAAGAAGACAUCGCCAUGGAUGGAUGGAUGGAUGGUACAGUGUCGAACACCUUGGGACGCUGCCACGCGUGUUGAGCAGUUUAGGAUGUGUUUAGUGCUUCGAUGAUUAUUAUAUUGUACUGAUUAAUGAUCUCCAUCGACCAUACAGGUUAUACAUUGUACAGCUUGAAAUGAUUUCGUGAAAGAAGUGUGUAGUUUGAGAAAA